AUGUCUAUCGUUGCAUUAGCAGACGGCUAUCAGUCGAGCGUCACCCUCGAUGUACUCCACGAUGUGGCCGCGCAAAACAACAUUCAAAUCACAUCAAAGACCGAUGAAGAAGCCUACCUCCUCGUUCUGCAGUCAGCAGACAUGACCGCUGAUAGCGUGAAUAAUCUGCCAGACUAUGUCGACCCACGGUUAGCACCUGUUCCUACAACUGGCGGGAGGCAAUUCUGGAAAUCUCAAAAGAACAGCCACAAUGCGUGGAGUCACCAGGCACAGCUCGUUGCAGAGCAACCUAUCUCAGAUAUAUUGCAGGGGCGACGAAUCGUGAUGAAGGAUAACAUGUCAAUAGGAGGACUGCCUCACACGUGUGGAACCUUUCCCCAACUCGUCUCGAAAGACGGCAAAUACCCUUUGGCAACCAUCGACGCCACAAUCACAAGGCGUCUAUUGGAAGCUGGAGCGACCAUCGUUGGCACGUCAACAUGUGAAAACUAUUCUCUGACGCCCAUGUCUUACACCUCAGCAAAUGGUCCCGUUCAUAAUCCGUGGUUACGCGACCACAACACCGGAGGAAGUACAAGUGGAGGUGCGUGUCUAGUAGCACUUGGCAAAGCGCGAGCUGCUGGGGUUCCGGGUCUUGACGAUGCUGGUGAUGAUGUCGACUUGUGCAUGGGCGGAGACCAGGCGGGCAGCAUACGACUUCCAUCUGCAUAUUGUGGCAUAUAUGGUCUGAAGCCCACACAUGGACUUGUGCCAUAUACUGGCAUUGCAGGUUUGCAUCCGAUGAUUGACUAUACUGGACCUAUGGCCCGGACACUUGAAGACAUCGGAACGUUGUUGACAGUCGUCGCUGGGUAUGAUGGACUUGAUCCUCGAAUGUCGCCUGAAUCUCCACUGCGGCAGAACGUCGUGGAUUAUGUCAGUGAAUUAAAGAAAGCAGAGAACCCUGGCAAAGGACUCAAGGUUGGCAUCAUCACCGAGUCACUCACUUCAUUAGGAACUCAGCCAGAGGUGGCGCAGGUUGUGAAAGAGGCGGCAGUAAAACAUUUUGGUGCAUGUGGCGCCACAGUAGAGGAAGUAUCGGUUCCCAUGCACUUGCUGGGCCCUGCCAUCUGGACAGCAGCCACGAGGACGUAUAUGGCAAGCCUGGCCGUAGGUGGCCGUACACCAGACGUGCUCAACCACAACAUGCCGCACCUAUCGCUUAAGUGGCCUCCGGACCAGGAAAUGUUUGAGCUGUUGACAGCUUCUAAUCCUGCUGUCGUCAAUAUACUGUUUUGUGAGACAUUCCUGAAGGGCAAGUUUGGGACCAGCGCACAAGCCAAGGCACAUCGACACGUUUUCGAGCUUCGAGCAGCAUACGACAAGGCUCUGGAAGACUACGAUGUGCUCAUCACGCCUACAACGCCUUCGGUUGCGCCGCCACACCCUGAUCUUCGUCCGGAGGCGCAGGGUGGGAGUUCGGUGAUGGAUAAAAUCAAGCUCGCUGUCGGCGCGACCAACAACACAGCCCCUUUCAAUACCUCGGGCCACCCUGCACUGAACGUUCCUUGUGGAUGGGCCAAGGCACGGAAUGGGAAUGGCUGGCUCCCUGUUGGAAUGCAGGUAGUUGGUAAGAGUUGGGAUGAUCUUGGAGUACUAAAGGCCGCAAGGGCCUUUGAGCUGGGUGGUGGCGGACUCGGCGCGUGGCCUGGCCAGGAUGGUCAUUGA
Molecule: messenger RNA, 1707 nt
Organism: Exophiala spinifera
Lineage: Eukaryota; Fungi; Ascomycota; Eurotiomycetes; Chaetothyriales; Herpotrichiellaceae
Exons: 2
Coding region: 1-1707 (568 amino acids)
Molecular function (GO): catalytic activity
Source: RefSeq, a predicted model, not a curated record